CCGUUACCAUGGAGAUAAAAUACAUAUCCGGACGCUCUAAAACGAAAAAGACAGGUUCGAUAGCUAGCGUAACGACGCAACAAUAACGCCUGAGCUAAAGGAAAAUGGACUCAGAAUAUUUGAAAAGGGGUAUGGGAAAAUGUCUCAUAGAAGGAUUAGCCGAGGUGGCCGAGCUUCGCCCCAUGGACCCGAUCGAAUUUCUUGCACAGUGGAUUUACAAGUAUAAAGAAAACAUGGACAAUGAGGAGAGAAAAAAGGCCCUCCAGCAGCAACUGGAGCAGGAGCAGCAGAAAGCCAUAGAUGAGGCAGUGCACAUGAGGCAGAUGAAGGAGGAAGAAUAUAAAAUCACAGGGGAAGUCCCAGAAGAUCCCAAAGAAACAAAAGAAGUUGAGGAAAUACCUGCGACGCCUCCGCCAGCUCCAGUUUCAGAAAGGCCCAAGAAAUUAAACCCUCCAACGCUUGCUGCAGUGGAGGAGGGCGAUGAUGGGAUAUUUCAAGAGGACCCUACAAGGUCUGGUCAGAGUCAGACCACCGGGGUCAUAUCACCAGGAGUCAUGGAGAAUGAGCCGUUGAAAUCAGAAGUAUCCACCACCUCCAACUCUGAAAAUGAGCAGGUCACUGAAGAAGUUCAAGACAAAGAUAACACCAAACAGGAGGUGACUGAUCAACCUGAAACUAGUGAACCUGAUGAAUGUACACAAAUAGAGGUAGAGUCAACCUCAGCACCAGAGAAUGAUGAGGGGGGACAAACUGAGGAUCCACAAGACAAACAUAAACCUCUUCAUCAAGACCAAAAUAAGGUGACUGAUGAACCUGAUAAACCUGAAACUAGUGAACCUGCUGAUUCUACACAAGUAGAGCCAACCUCUGGACCAGAGAAUGAUGAUGUCAAACCAGAUGAGACUAUGUCUGAGGAGGGACAGGAACAUAAGGACCAAGAGAAGGAGACCGAUAACCCUGUCCCAAGUGACACUAUUGAUCACACACAAGAAGGGGCAGCCUCAGAGAGUGAUGAUGUCAGACCCGAUGUGACGCAAUCUGAGGAGGGAGCGGAGAUGUCACAGGGGGCACUUGAACAUACUACUCCUGAUGACCAAGCCAAGGAGAAGGAGGAAGAUGAGGAAGAGGAGGACAACUAAGAUGUGGAAUGAUAAUUUUCCUACAUUAUCUGGACGAAGACGUUAGUUCAAAUGCAAUGAUAACCUAAAGAUCUAUAUGUUAUAACAUUCUACAUCUUAUAAAUCAGUAGAGAAGCUCGACUGACGCCUAAUGAAAUGCAUGAUGUCCCCAAGAGGGAGAUACAUAUGUCAAUUUAACAAAAUGUCUAUUCAGUUUGCUUUUAAUAAAUUUGUGUAAAGUUGUG
Molecule: messenger RNA, 1363 nt
Organism: Oncorhynchus kisutch (coho salmon)
Lineage: Eukaryota; Metazoa; Chordata; Actinopteri; Salmoniformes; Salmonidae
Gene: dydc2
Product: DPY30 domain containing 2
Exons: 10
Coding region: 105-1139 (344 amino acids)
Cellular component (GO): Set1C/COMPASS complex
Source: RefSeq, a predicted model, not a curated record